Protopolystoma xenopodis is the source of this 1980-nucleotide messenger RNA. The record is from the annotation of a GenBank genome assembly. NCBI's taxonomy places the organism in Eukaryota, Metazoa, Platyhelminthes, Monogenea, Polystomatidea, Polystomatidae.
AUGGUGGAUAAAUUUCUGGUUUACGAUCGUCCUAGACGCAACAACAGAAAUACUCCGAUCCAUCUGCCCUUCCUACCGACACAGACAUUCACAACAGGCUCGGAGGCAAGGCGCUUAAAGGCUUUCGGGCCCAACGGACAAGAGGAAGAAGCCAUCGGCUCGAUUUCACGACUGGCUCAACUAGGGCUUAACAGACAGAAACUUUCAGACCUCGAGAAAAGUACAAGCCGGUUGCUGAGCUGUCUUGGGGAAGAUAAGACGGACUCCAAGCAGAGAACUAAAAGCAAGGCCUUUGCUGCCCAUCUGGAACGUAUCCUACUGGGCUCCGGACUGCCUACAUGUCUGGCAGAAUGCAUAGCGCAUAGGCAACUCGACAAAACCAAGGAAGAGAAUCGGCAACAGCAGAGCUCGCCUCAUGCCGGUCAGGAUGUGAAAAGCGGUGAAAUGAAAAAGAUGGGUAGUUUAAAGCCUCCGAAUGAAGCCGACUCCACAAGAGCCAUUUCAACGGAUCCUAAUCUGGCCUUGAUGAUCUGUAAAAAGAAGAAGCAAAAAUGCUCUGAGCUUAAUGAGAUGCGCUCCAUUCGACUGCCAAGUCUGCUGCCCAAGUCUCAUCUGGCUGCAUUGAGUUUAGUGCACAUCGAACAAGCUCAGCGGGACCUUCAAGAGAUCCUACAGGCCGAACGGUCUGCAAAAGCCAUGACUCGAGAGCGUCAUCGUUCUCUUCGAGCAAAAAGGAGUAAACGGUCCACAAAAGGUGACUCGGCAGCAAAGUCGCAAAUUUUGCCAUCCCGUCUGAACGAGGGCGUCCAGGCCGUGUUUAAGGGAGUGCGAGGGCCUCCGGUGAUUCCAAAGACCCUUCAGCGUGUCUUGCAGGCCGGACGAGAAGAAGAGACCUUUGGACAGCCUGACGGGUCGGACCAGGACGACCCUGGCGUGGAGGAGCGAGCAUGUGGAGACGGGAAAGUGGAAGAGGACAAUGUAUCCAUGUUGUCCAGCGUUAACAGAACCGGCUUUUUUAUUCGCGCAGCGCUACAGGCCUCAGCUCCCGGCCUCCUUGGUUGGUUGCCCAAUUCGGCCAUUGUCGGCCACCUCUUUCGUUCGAUGGAACAGGCCUGGCGAAAACAUCCGAAGGCCGCUCGAGAAGCCGACCCUCCGGAGGCAGUGUAUCCAUGGGGCAGUGACAGCCUGACAACCGGCCAGUUGGUGGGAACAACAGAGUUGAGCAACGUGAAGCAGAGUGAAAAAGAAGACGAGCAAAACGAGGAGGAGUUCAGCGAUAUCUGCACAUUUUGGGGUCAUAUCACUUCGUGGGCGGAUGACGAGAAUGACGUGGAGGAGGGCGAAAAGGAGGCUGCGGAUGAGGCUGGGGAUGAGGCAGGGGAGGAGAAGAGGAAGCAAGUCAAGAAGAUGGCAGGAGGACAUCAUUUAUCGGUUAAAUUUGUCGAGGCUUCAACUCCAUUUCGGGUUGAGUAUCAGCAGGCCAGGCAAGUGGAUACGGUCGCCUCGCAUGGACGCGAUGCUGAGGUCGCAAAAGGCCGUCGGUCUCCGCGUCCGCAGAAGAAGCAGCGGCUGAAGCUGUUCCAUCGAAUGGUCCAGCAGCCCAGCCUGCUGGAGGUGGGGGAGAAAACUAGUGCAAGCGCAAACACAGCCAAAUCCGAGGUCAAUGAGGUCGGCGUCGAAGGGUCGCCAUCGCCCAUGGUGACAGCAGCUUCGACGCCAAGCGUUGAACCGGUUUCCGGGCUGUUGAAUGACGGAGGGCCGUCGAUUCCGUCCUUCUGCAGGCUUCAACGAGAGGGCACUGUUUUUGUCACCGAAUUGCUCGGCCAAGAGGCUGAGCGACAGAUUGAAUUGGACCUGCUCGUUCGGGGGCCAUCGGCCGAUCUUCAAGUGCCCUCCUUUCUACUGGCCUACCGCGAGAGAAGUUGGCUCCGGGAGCUGAUGCGCUUUGUUGGCCGGACUGAUUGGAAGGUUAUUUGCUGA